Messenger RNA from Brassica napus (rape), 2805 nucleotides. Its product is annotated as SPX domain-containing membrane protein At4g22990. Gene Ontology annotation, biological process: transmembrane phosphate ion transport from cytosol to vacuole. The coding region runs from base 521 to 2608 and encodes 695 amino acids. Gene Ontology annotation, molecular function: transmembrane transporter activity. NCBI's taxonomy places the organism in Eukaryota, Viridiplantae, Streptophyta, Magnoliopsida, Brassicales, Brassicaceae. The record is from RefSeq and is a predicted model, not a curated record. Gene Ontology annotation, cellular component: plant-type vacuole membrane. The transcript is spliced from 10 exons.
UGUUCAACGUGAAUUCACACAGAACCUCAGAGCCGCACUCAUGUUUUUUCCCCUUUGGUUUCUUCUUUACAUUUCUUUUUCUUUUUGUUUCUUUACUCACCGAAUCAAAUACGAUUUUGCUGCCUUCUCUCUCUUUCUCCGUGUUGUUUCAACUUUCGAGGCUCUGUUUUCUCUGUUUCACAAAUUACAAAGGUUUUCUUUCUCUCCUCUCUUUGUUCAUGUCCCUUUGCAGCAUAAAAUGAUGUGAAUUAUUGGUGAUUUCUAGUACUAUAUACUUGGCCUCUGCAGUUCAAGUCUUUUACUCAUUUAUUUGCGGAAUUGUUACCAUAACUUCUUUGAUCGCCCCGUUUCUAGCACCGAUCGUUGCCUUUCUUUCCCGCCGUUUUCUAGCACAAGUUCGGUUUUCUUUCUUUUCUUUUGCUCAACGAAAAGUUCGCUGGUUACUCAGAAUCUGAAUAAAAAACGAGGAGAGGAACAGGGAAGAAGACGAUAAGAGGUGGCUUUUAUUUGAAUUCACAAGAUGGUCGCCUUUGGGAAAAAGCUCAAAGAACGUAGCAUUCAAGAAUGGCAAGGAUAUUACAUCAACUACAAACUGAUGAAGAAGAAAGUGAAUCAAUACGGUCGCCAGUUACAAGGAGGGAACCUAGAGCGUCGCCAAGUUCUUAAAGAUUUCUCAAAGAUGCUUGAUAACCAGAUCGAGAAAGUCGCACUGUUCAUGUUGGAGCAACAAGGAAUUCUUGCAAGUAGGCUACAGAGACUGAGAGAGUCGCACGACGCUCUCCAAGAGGAGCCUGAGAUAUCUCACAUAGCUUAUCUAAAGGAAGGUUAUAGAGCUGUUGGUCAAGAUCUUCUCAAGCUCUUGUUCUUCGUUGAGAUGAAUGCUAUUGGUGUCCGUAAGAUACUGAAGAAGUUUGAUAAACGGUUUGGUUACAGAUUCACAAACUAUUAUGUCAAGACUCGCGCUAACCAUCCUUACUCUGAACUUCAGCAAGUCUAUAAACAUGUUGGUCUUGGAGCUGUUGUUGGAGCAGUGUCUCGCAACCUUCAUGAGCUUCAAAACAAUCAAGGAAGCUACUUAUCUAUCUACGAUCAGCCUGUCCUUCCUCUUCAAGAUCCUGUAGUUGACUCCAUUAAAGCAGCAGUGGAUAGGCUCACACAUUCAACAAACUUCUUGAACUUCAUGGCUCAGCACGCGUUUAUCAUGCAACAAGAGUUACCUAGUCCACAAGACGAGGAAGAAGCCGUUGAAGAAGACAGGAGAUAUCACUUCAUGUCUCUCUUGUUGAAUCUUGUCAACACGUUUCUCUAUAUGGUCAAUACUUAUAUCAUUGUCCCUACAGCAGAUGACUAUUCAAUGAGCCUUGGUGCAGCGGCUACGGUGUGUGGUGUAGUGAUUGGUGCUAUGGCUGUGGCUCAGCUCUUCUCUUCGGUUUACUUCAGCGCCUGGUCUAAUAAAUCUUACUUCAAACCGCUUAUAUUCAGUAGCAUUGUCCUCUUCAUUGGUAACUUGUUGUAUGCAUUGGCUUUUGACUUUAACUCAAUAGCUGUUCUCUUGAUCGGUCGGCUUUUCUGUGGGUUGGGGUCAGCGAGAGCAGUAAACAGGAGGUAUAUAAGUGACUGUGUACCAUUAAAGAUCAGGAUGCAGGCUUCUGCUGGUUUUGUUAGUGCAAGUGCUCUAGGAAUGGCGUGUGGUCCUGCGCUUGCUGGUCUGUUGCAGACUAGAUUCAAAAUCUAUAAGCUUACGUUUAACCAAAACACAUUGCCUGGUUGGGUUAUGGCUGUUGCUUGGCUUAUGUACUUAGUCUGGUUAGCUAUAUCGUUUCGGGAGCUGGCGCUUGAGCCUGAGGAGAGUCAUAGUACUUCAAAGGAUUCUAAUAACUCUGAAGCUGUUCAAGAUGGGAAUCUGGAGUCAGGCAUUAAACAGCCAUUGCUGAUCACAUCAGAAGAGAUAGAUGAAGAUGAUAGUGAAGAAGCUUCUGAGGAAUCUCGUGCACCUGUGAACUCUAUUGGAGCUGCUUAUAGGUUGCUUACACCUUCAGUAAAGGUUCAACUAUUGAUAUACUUCAUGCUUAAGUAUGCAAUGGAGAUUCUUCUCUCUGAAUCUAGUGUCAUCACCACUUACUACUUUGGUUGGUCCACUAGCUCGGUUGCUAUCUUCUUGGCUUGUCUAGGUCUCACGGUUCUUCCUGUGAACAUCGUCAUUGGAAGCUAUAUCAGCAACAUGUUUGAAGACCGGCAAAUUCUGUUGGUGUCGGAGAUCAUGGUUUGUGUCGGAAUACUAUUCAGUUUCAAUGUCCUUGUUCCGUACACUGUGCCACAAUACGUUUGCUCCGGACUCAUCAUGUUUGUCUCAGCAGAAGUUCUUGAAGGUGUUAACUUGUCGUUGCUCUCGAGGGUUAUGUCGUCGAGGCUAUCGAGAGGGACUUACAACGGAGGUUUGCUUUCGACGGAGGCAGGCACGAUCGCGCGUGUGAUUGCUGACGUGACUAUUACCGUCGCCGGUUACUUUGGGCGGGAUAUGCUUUUGAAUGUCACUUUACUUCCGUCUCUGGUCACUUGUGUUGUGUCCAUCGUAGCUACUUGUUUUACUUAUAACUCCUUGUACUAGUAGUUAGGCCUGGGACUUUUAUCCGAAAUUCAGAUUCGAUCCGGAUCCGAUCCGAAAAUCCGGAUAUCCGGAGGGGUCGAAUCCGGAUCCGGAUAGUAAAAUGUUGGAUCCGUCAAAGCCGGAUCCGGAUAUCUUAAUUUUUAAGUCCGGAUAUCCGGAUCCGUAAGUUUUAUUAAUAAAUAUUUUAAAAAUAGUAA